Molecule: messenger RNA, 1321 nt
Organism: Capsicum annuum
Lineage: Eukaryota; Viridiplantae; Streptophyta; Magnoliopsida; Solanales; Solanaceae
Product: polyadenylate-binding protein 1
Exons: 6
Coding region: 291-962 (223 amino acids)
Molecular function (GO): RNA binding
Source: RefSeq, a predicted model, not a curated record
AAUAUUUUUGGUCCGUUAAAUUGAUUUUUGGAUAUUAGUAGUAGUUCGUUAACCAACUGAACCAUACUGGUUUAUUACCCUUCUUGCCCCAAAAGGUAACCGAAAACAGCCAAUAAGGAGUAAAAAAUAAACAGAUAUAAUGGGAUAGUUUCAACUUGCCAUCCUCUCCGUCGAUCACCGACCGACUUAUUCCCCCCAAAUUCCCCCAAAUUCCAACCUAAUAAAAUCAAUUUCGCUCCAGCGCCGUCGCCCCGUGCCGCCCGCAUUCAACACUCUGUUAUAUUAUUCGAAUGGAACACCAGGAUAAUGAAUACGAUGAGCAUGAACACGAAGUUUACGGAGGUGAAAUACCUGAUGAAGAAGGUGAGAUGGAUGCCGAAUAUGACACUGCUGCUGCCGCUGAAUCUGAGGAUGACCCUAAUGCUAAGGAGUUAGAGAAUAUGAAGAAGAGAUUGAGGGAGAUUGAAGAUGAAGCAGGUGCUCUUCGCGAAAUGCAGGCCAAGGUUGAGAAAGAAAUGGGCUCUGCACAAGAUCCAACUGCUUCUGCUAGUCAGGCGGAGAAGGAGGAGGUGGAUUCGCGAUCUAUUUACGUCGGUAAUGUAGAUUACGCUUGCACGCCUGAGGAAGUGCAACAGCAUUUCCAAUCCUGCGGCACUGUUAACAGGGUAACUAUCCUGACGGACAAGUUUGGCCAGCCGAAAGGCUACGCAUAUGUUGAGUUUGUCGAAAUGGAGGCUGUUCAAAAUGCACUUCUAUUAAACGAAUCAGAGCUUCACGGGCGGCAGUUGAAGGUAUCUGCUAAGCGGACAAAUGUUCCUGGUAUGAAGCAAUUCCGAGGAAGGCGAUUUAAUCCUUAUGCAGGAUUCCGCCCUCGACGUGCGUUCGUUCCUGGUGCUCCAGUAUUUCCACCUUUUGGAAGGGUUCCAAGGUUCAGACGCCCCAUCCGCUACAGGCCAUACUAGUGGAUUUUGCUUGGGAUUGCUGGCCUUCCUGAGAGAAGCAUGGGGCUCGCUUUGUGAAAGAGGCAUCUCCGUGUUUUACUCUUUGGUUUCCUUUGGGAGGGCAAAGGAUGUUAUAAUUCAAAUUUACUGUACCAUUUAAGUCAUGACUUAAGGGGGCUGACAUAAUUUCAGCUCCGUCAUCAUGUUUUGGAUUUGUGGGAAUACAGAAGUUUUUUCCAUUACUGGCUUGCUCAGGUGCUUGCAUUUUGAGCAGCAAAAGGAAAAGACAAACCAAAUAGAUUAUUGUUGUAGAUGGUUAUAUUCUCUUUGAAUUAUGUCCCCUGAUUUUACCAGGGAAUUGAAAGGUGUGUUUUUAUGUU